Molecule: messenger RNA, 3247 nt
Organism: Copidosoma floridanum
Lineage: Eukaryota; Metazoa; Arthropoda; Insecta; Hymenoptera; Encyrtidae
Biological process (GO): negative regulation of DNA-templated transcription
Cellular component (GO): PRC1 complex; nucleus
Molecular function (GO): histone binding; chromatin binding
Source: RefSeq, a predicted model, not a curated record
AUGCGCGAGCUCGACACCGAGAGCCCAGUCGUCUGGCCUGCGUGGUGCUACACCGGCGAAGUGCCCAGCGAGAAUAAGACGACGAGCGGGAGGGCGAGCCGCGGCGAGGCGGCCGAUCUAGCGACGACAGGGGCCGCGCGCUCGGAGCGCAACAGCGCAAGCAGCGCCACACCGGCCGGCAACACGGCGACGGCAACGCCAGCGGCCCCGGCCCUCGAGAGCCCCCAGGGGGCCAGCCAGACCACGACGACAGCCACAACGGCCCUCGUAGCUGCCACCGCGGCCACGACCCCGAGUACCAGGCAGCCCCGGGGCCGCGGUAGGCGUCCACCCAACAACCAAAACGGCCUCGACGGACCCACCGCCCUACAGGUGAAAACGGAGAGGCUCACCCCCGACAACAACUCGACCUCCUCGAGGAGCGUGACGCCCUCGUCCUCGGGCCACCCGGCCACGCCGCCCAACGACCAUCACCACCACCACCACCAGCAACAACAACAACACCUCAAGCACAUGGAGCUGAUGAUGGGUCGCAACUACAGCGACUUUAUGCGCAGCCUCGCCGCCAAGUACAACAACGCCAAUCCCCCCACAGAGUUCCAGCUGGGCUGUGGCUCUCGAAACGGGUAUCCGGGGGGAGGUGCCGCGGCGUUGGAGACCCCGGUGGCCGGGCGCUUCGCCUCGGGCUUGAAGACAGUGGCGGCCCAGUCGCAGCCGGGCAAGGAGCCGCGCGAGCCCAGAGAGCCGGCCGGUGGUGUGUUCGCCUGCGGCCCGGGUGGCUUGUUCCCACCGAUGCUCGACAUGUCCUCGACCCAGACGCUACUCUACAUGGUCCGCACGGCCAACGCCGCCCAGAGCGCAGCCGAGCUCGAGAGCUACCUUAAGGGCGCGAGCAAACGCGAGCCCGGCCUCACCACUCCCCUCGAUCUAUCCAGUCCGAGCCUCGUGCCUCGGAAGCGCGCGAGAGGUCAGGAGCCGCGUAGGCCAGGCAGCGUCUCCCCGAAGCCGAGCAAGUUGGCCCAUCUGUCGGUGACGGCGCUCGUCGCGGCUGGGACUGUCACGACGACGAGCCAGGGGACCUCGACCACCACCACCACCACCACCACGACGACGAUGCCGACGACAGCCCCAACGAUACCAACCACGACGACUACGAGUACGUUGGCUACGUCGGCAGUUUGCGGGACGCCUACGCCCGUGCGCUGUCCGUCGCUUUGCGGGCACGCGCCCUGUGGUGACGGCCAAGCCGUGGGCCGUUGGAGCGUCGAGGAAGUCGCCGCUUUCGUCUCCUCCAUCGACAUCUGCUCCGAGUACGCGCAGAGUUUCCGCGAGCACAGGAUCGACGGAUCGGCUCUACCCUUGCUCUCGGAGGAGCACCUCACCGGCCCGAUGGCCAUGAAACUGGGACCGGCCCUCAAGCUGCGAGCCAUCCUCGCCCGCAAACUCGGGGCCUGCACGGUCUGCUUGCACUGCGUCCACUGCCACCAGACGCCCCUGUCCCCGGCUCUGAGCGCCGCCGCUGCCGUGGCCGCAGCUGCCGCGGCAGCCGCCCACGCCCAACAGCACCAGCCCCCCGUCAACAAAUAACGAACAAUCGCUCGUAUAUGAAAAUUACGAGUACGCCCGUGUGCAUUUAACUUGUUGUCAAACCUGCACUCGCUAUACUGUACUUACGAUUGUGUACAAAUGACUCGUAUGGAUAACUUGCAGCCCGCGUGUGCUUAUGUUUUUGCAUACGGGUGCUAUAUGAUAAGUCGCGCGCUCUUGAAGCCGUUAAAAAGGACUUGACGAGUCAUGCCGAGUUUUUCGGACUUUUUACCGGGACUACAAGAGUGCAUGUAGCUUAAAGUCAUUAAAAAAGACUUUAUAAGUCUUGCGAAGAUUUCAGAAGUCUCCAAAAGACUUUGAAGCGCGCAACUCCUCGUGAUGAGGAGAGAGAAGAGGACCGAACGACUGCUUUGUAUUUACAUUUGCAGCGUGUUUGAGCGCGUGUAGCGACCGAAUGAUUGUAUCAAUGUGCAAUAAAACAGAACAAAACAAAAAACUGCCAUCGCGCGUUAUUUGCGGUGGUGACGAGGAUUUUGCCGUCGUCUCGUUUGAACGAGAUUCGGUGAGGAGCGAAAGUUGACUUGUUGGCCAUCCAACGCUGGUUUACCUAUACUUAUAUCACAAUGACACUGUGACGUACAAGUGUAGGACUUUUAACAACUACGUCCUCGUGAGCGGCGAAAAACGUUUGAUCAGUAUCAUUUGGGCGAUGUUUUUACUCGAUGCUGAUGUUUGUGCGUCGAUUGCUAUUGGUUUUUUUUACUUUCCAUCUUUUUAUCAUUACUUACACGUUCGGAUUGUACGAUUUUUUAGUGUUAAGCUCGAGAGAGUGUUUUUGCGAGUUAUGUUUUAUGGAUGUCGUUCAUGUGAUCAAACGAAAUCGUAGUGUAGUCGUAAUUACUUCAUUUCACUGCUUGAAUGAAAUUUGUAGGUCAGGCGUGUAUAAGAUAUGCACGUAGGAAUUUUUGAAAAAAAGGGUCAUUGUAGGGCGCCCUCAUUGUUAUCGAAACGAAGGAAAUCUGUAAAAAGACUACUUAAUAACGAACGAGCAGUAUUUUUAGAUGUACAUAAUUUUUUUAAAAAUAUUUUAUUCGAUACUUAUGUGCCUGGGUUUACUAUAUAUUGCAUCAAUUGUGCGUAAAAGUAUAUAUAUAUUUAUAUUUAUAGAAUAGGUCAAUAUCUUGUAAAUGAGCGAGUUAUCGGGCGCGUGAGUGCAAAGACAAUAAUAUUGGAGUAAUUGCUUAAGCGUGGAAUGUGUAAACGCAUUUAUUUAUACAAUGUUUUUGAAGAAGAGAGAAAACGGUUACUUUUUUUAUUUUUACGACUUUUCAACUACCGACAUCGAGUUAAAUAGUAAAAAGAAUUUUUUUUUAAAAACACUCACAUGUAUACAUACUUAACACUAUUGACAAUCAUUAAAUGCGUAAAUGGAAAAAAUUUUAAAAAGCGAUUUUUGUGAUACUAUUAAGCGCUCCUAUCAUAAGUUUUCGCUGUAUGACUGCCGCGGUCUUUUACAAUGUCUCAAUCUGUCCAACUAUGGUAACUAUAUACGCACAUAUAGUUGACUAAUGGGUGUUCUCUUAUUUUUGUUUCGUUUUUAUUAUUAUUAUUAUUAUUAUUGGGCUCGUACAGUCUAAUUUGUGAAAUUUUAUGAGGACACCUACAUCUUACUGUGUAUAUUAGCGAAUGAGAAAAAAUG